This is a messenger RNA of Penicillium daleae, 1122 nucleotides long. RefSeq lists its product as uncharacterized. The transcript has 2 exons. The record is from RefSeq and is a predicted model, not a curated record. Gene Ontology annotation, cellular component: endoplasmic reticulum membrane. Gene Ontology annotation, molecular function: diacylglycerol O-acyltransferase activity. The coding region runs from base 1 to 1122 and encodes 373 amino acids. NCBI's taxonomy places the organism in Eukaryota, Fungi, Ascomycota, Eurotiomycetes, Eurotiales, Aspergillaceae. Gene Ontology annotation, biological process: triglyceride biosynthetic process.
AUGAAUGGGGAUUCCACGCCGAGACGCGAGCCCAGUACCACGGCCACCACGGCUCGAACAGCGUCGACUCGGCCCGAGAAUGCUGAGAGGAAACGCAUCCACUGGGCACCGCUAAAUGUUGGCCUAGAGCGUCGCCUGCAGACUCUAAUCGUGCUCUGCCAUACGCUCACCAUUGCGAUUUUUUUGACCAGCUUCUUCUUCACAUGUGCCAUUCCCUUGUUCUGGCCCCUCCUGCUCCCGUACCUGGUCUAUAUCUCACUGUUCUCCACGGCGCCCACGUCGGGGGAACUCAAGGGCCGGAGUAACCUUUUGAGAUCACUUCCGAUUUGGAAGAUCUAUGCAUCCUAUUUCCCUGCCCGUCUUCACCGCGAGGAGCCUUUGCCCCCAACGAAGAAGUAUAUCUUUGGCUAUCACCCGCAUGGCAUCAUUUCACACGGUGCCUUUGCCGCCUUUGGAACGGAGGCUCUCGGCUUCUCCAAACUGUUCCCUGGAAUCACAAACACCCUUUUGACCUUGGACGCGAACUUCCGCAUUCCAUUUUACCGAGAUUAUGCGCUUGCCAUGGGAUUGGCUAGUGUGUCGCGGGAGUCGUGCGAGAAUAUCCUGACGAAAGGGGGAGCUAAUGGAGAAGGCAUGGGCCGAGCCAUUACCAUUGUCAUUGGCGGAGCUCGUGAAUCGCUCAACUCUCAGCCCUAUACCCUCCGUCUAGUCCUGAAACGACGAAAAGGGUUCAUCAAAUUGGCUAUUCGCACUGGUGCUGAUCUAGUCCCCGUCCUUGCCUUUGGUGAGAAUGAUCUCUACGAACAAGUGCGCUCCGACGAGCAUCCGAUUAUCCACAAGCUGCAAAUGCUGAUCAAGCGCACAAUGGGAUUCACGAUCCCCCUAUUCCAUGCGCGUGGAGUAUUCAAUUACGAUGUUGGCCUGAUGCCUUAUCGACGACCUCUCAACAUUGUGAUCGGCAAGCCAAUUCCAGUGAUGCAACAAUCGAAUCGAGACAAGAUCCAUGACAGUUAUAUCGACGAGCUUCACGCCCGAUAUGUGCAGGAGCUUCAGCGAUUAUGGGACCAGUGGAAAGAUGUCUAUGCCAAAGACAGAACCGGCGAACUGGAGAUCAUUGCCUGA